AUGGCCGCCGCGCACAACGACGCGCACCGGCGCUUCCUGCAGGCGCUGCUGGCCCGCGGCGUGGUGGAGGCGGCCGAGGCGGAGCGGCUGCGCCGGCUGUGCUGCCAGCGGCACCAGGCCCCGCGCGCGACCGAUCCGCUGGACGACUUCAUCGGCGGGCUGAACGUGCAGCUGCAGCCCUUGUCCAUGGAGAUCCGGAAGGGCUCCGCGGAAGACAGCGGGAAAGCCUACUUCGCCCUGGUGAAUCUGGCGGAAACCGAGAUUACCAAACUGGCAAGUGACUUCUCUGAAAACGAGCUCGAGCUGUUCAAAAAGACACUGGACCUGAUCCUGUUGUCUGGGAAUGGCUUUGCAUCAUCCACCGAGAUCUUGAACUUGGCUGACCAGUUGAAGCCAAAGAAAAUGAAGAAGAUGGAGGUGGAGCAAGUGCUUCAACAGCUGGUGCAGAAGAAGUGGCUGUGUGAGAAAGAAGGGGAGUACACCCUGCACAUCCGCAGCAUCCUUGAACUGGAGCAGUACAUCUUUCGCCAUUACCCGGAGUCUGCCCGGAAAUGCCACAUCUGCCACAGCCUUUCUGUUCAGAGUCAAGUGUGUGAGGAUUGUGGAAUAGUGCUCCAUUGCUCUUGCCUUUCCAAGUACUUCCAAGCGCAACCAGAGCCACGUUGUCCUCACUGCAAACAGUUUUGGCCUCACAAGAUUCCAGACUUCCAACCUCCCAGCCACUUGCCCUCAAGUGCCAGGAGAGAGAGCAGGAAGGCCUCCAGGAUGGGCUCCAGGCAGCAACAGUAACAGCCACCGCCUUUCGGAUGAGACGGAGGAGCAGGUUCUUUCUCUGGGGGCAUCUGAAACUGCAAGGGCUUGUGCUGCCAUUUUUAUUGGCAGCCAUUUUGCCUUUUUUGCUUUGAAUGGUGAUUGGGCAAUUGGCCUGCCACUUAUUUACUGCCUAUGGAGCAUUAUCCUUAACAUUUCUCCUUUAUUUUAUAAAGGGGUGCUAUUCCACUUAAAGCCAGGAUACUCCACUCACCCCGUGGGCCAUCCCUGCCUCUUCCUAAAGAUGUUUUGAUGUUGGCAUCACUCACCCUCUCUGAACUGGUGGGACUUGAGUAGGCUGUAGAUCCAUUAGGGAAUUUUAAUUUCCUUGCAUAUUUCGCCCAAGAACCGAUCCCUUUGGGACUCUGCGGGAUGACUUGCCUUAAUGUUGGUAGCUGCAAGUGACAUAUUUUUUACUGACAAAAUAAACUUGGAACUGAGUAUU
Molecule: messenger RNA, 1255 nt
Organism: Protobothrops mucrosquamatus (brown spotted pit viper)
Lineage: Eukaryota; Metazoa; Chordata; Lepidosauria; Squamata; Viperidae
Gene: NSMCE1
Product: NSE1 homolog, SMC5-SMC6 complex component
Exons: 7
Coding region: 1-789 (262 amino acids)
Biological process (GO): DNA damage tolerance; double-strand break repair via homologous recombination
Cellular component (GO): Smc5-Smc6 complex; nucleus
Molecular function (GO): ubiquitin-protein transferase activity
Source: RefSeq, a predicted model, not a curated record